UUGGUGGCGCUCUUGUUGUCUGCUUGGUUGGUAACCAGGAGGAAAUGCGGAGCUGAGAGGGGGCUUAAAACGUUCAGUUUCAACGAAUCCAUCAAACCCUGCUGUCGAACAUAGUAGCAGAAAGCCCAGGGUGGGAGAGGAGAUACUGGAGGAGUGAUCACCUUCACAACAGCUGCUGGUUCUUGGAAUUCCAGUAGUUACAGUUCAUAGCUGCUGUUCGGACACACCAGAGACUCAGACCUAAGGUGACAGGCAUCAAUUCUAAUGAUGUACAAGGACUACAGAGCAGGAAGAGCUGGAGGAAUCAAAUGCAGAAGAUCUACCAUGUUUGCCUGAAGUGGAAUCCGUAUUAGGAAUCGUACACACUUCACACACCAGUGCCAAAAUGCUCAUCAGCUCUGGAAAUCCAGUUCGAUUCAUGUCAUGGAUGAGCACCCAUUCACCACUAACCACACCACCGCUACAGUAAGGAAGAAUGAAGCAGUCACACACUGUUACAGAUCAGAAGAGCCAAUUCCAGCCCCCUUGCCCUGGAGGACUAAACCCGCUGCCCUUUGACCCUUCGACUAACAAUGAGCCGCUACAGUUUAACAACUGUAAUGGACCCAUGGUCACAGAGUGCCCUGUAGAGAAUGGAGCUGAGAACAGCAAGAAACGGAAGAGACCCAGCCUUCCUCCAGAAGGAAUCCGGAAUAUGGCAAUGGACUCGAGCCCAAUGGGAAUGCCAAUGUCAGACCCAGGAGCCUGGGCAACAGCCAUGAACAACCUGGGCAUGGCUCCAAUGGGCAUGACUGGACAACCUCUCAUGUCAGACUUCGACCCUGGCCUUGGGAUGAUGACUGGGAUUGCUCCAAUGAACCCUAUGAUGCCUGGACUAGGGGUCUCACAGGAUAUGCCAGUUGUGAAGGAGAUCAUUCACUGCAAGAGCUGCACCCUUUUCCCUUCAAACCCAAACCCAGGUAUUCACGAUGGCAGGGUCUCAGUGUGCCCCUUCGUUCCUCCCGCAGAUCUGCCCCCCCCUGCCACCAGACAGAGGCCCCCUGGCUGCAAGACUGUGUUUGUGGGGGGCUUGCCUGAAAACGCUACAGAGCAGCUCAUUGUGGAGGUGUUUGAGCAAUGCGGGGAGAUUAUUGCCAUUCGCAAAAGCAAGAAAAACUUCUGUCACAUUCGCUUUGCCGAGGAAUACACAGUAGACAAGGCCCUCUUCCUGUCAGGCUACCGGAUCAGACUAGGCUCCAGCACUGACAAGAAGGACACGGGGCGCCUCCACGUGGACUUUGCACAGGCACGGGACGACUUCUACGAGUGGGAGUGCCGGCAGCGCAUGCUGGCGCGUGAGGAGAGGCACCGGCGGAGGGUGGAGGAGGACCUGAUGCGGCCCCCCUCGCCCCCACCAAUCGUUCACUACUCCGAGCACGAGUGUGGACAGCUCGCGGAGAUGAUCAAAGAUGACUCCAAGUUCCCUGAAGUGAUUCGCAUCCUGCUGACAUGGGUGGAGCGGGGGGAGGUGAACCGGCGCAAUGCCAACAACUUCUACUCCAUGAUCCAGUCCGCCAACAGCCACAUCCGCCGCCUCAUGAACGAGAAGGCCGCCCACGAGAAAGAGAUGGAGGAGGCCAAGGAGAAGUUCAUGAACGCCCUGUCUGGGAUCCUGGUGCAAUUUGAGCAGAUUGUGUCUGUAUUCCACGCUUCUGCCAAACAAAAGGCAUGGGACCAUUUCUCGAAAGCCCAGCGAAAGAACCUGGAUAUGUGGCGCAAGCAAGCAGAGGAAAUCCGGAAUAUCCACAAUGAGGAGCUGAUGGGGAUCCGGAGGGAGGAGGAGAUGGAGAUGUCUGACGAUGACAUGGAGGACCCAUCGGAAAACAGGGAUGCUGAUGAGACUGGCCCGGCAGCGCAGGCGGAGGCACUUAAGGAGGAGAAUGACAGCCUGCGCUGUCAGCUAGAUGCCUAUAGGAAUGAGGUGGAGCUGCUGAAGCAGGAGCAGGGCAAGACUCAGCUCCCGCGCACAGAGGAGGAGGAUGCCACCCGCCAGCAGCAGCUCCGCUUCCUACAGCAGGCAUUGCAGGGCAUGCAACAGCAACUACUGAACACCCGUGAAGAGUUAAAGAAACAAGAGGCUGAAUUGGAGAAGACAAGAGAGGAGAAAGUGCAACUGGAGAUCCAGCUGCAGAGCAUGAAGGAGAAGGUGGAUCAACCCUCACUGAUACUUAAACAUCCAGUCCAGGUUACUAUGCAGGAGACGACAGACACAAAUGACAGAGGAAGCGACGAGAGCGCUGAUCAAGGAAAUCAGGACAGCGCUGUUUUAGAAGUUGCUUCUGCAAGUAAAGAGAAGGAAAACCAACCAGGGAAGGGUGCAUCCAGCCCAGUAAAGUCUGAAAGAGAGGCCCUGCUUGUGGGAAUAAUCUCUACGUUUCUCCAUGUCCAUCCCUUUGGAGCCAGCAUUGAGUAUAUAUGCUCUUAUUUGCAGCGUUUGGACACCAAGAUCAGCACUACAGAAGUGGAAACCCUGCUGGGCCGCCUGCCGAACACAUUCCAGCAAGAGAUCUCGGGCGUGGGGGCAAGCCUAGAGAAGAGAUGGAAGUUCUGUGGCUUCCAGGGGAUUAAAAUGACUUAGAUGAUAGUGGUUAGAUUUGUGUUCCACAAGAAAAUGAACUGGGUCCAGGGGGAUUUGAUUCUGGUGGUCAGAAAGACUCGCUUCAAAUUACCUUGGCUCAACAGUGAUGCUAGAGGCCCUCUUCACUCCCAGGCAGGUUGCUAUAGUGACAGUAGUGUCUGUGCCUUGCAAACAGUCCUGUUUAUGUUUGAGAGGAUUUCCUCAGGACUGAUAAACGGUGAGAAAAAUCAGACACCACAGUUUUCAUUCAUUCUUUUUUUUUUUUUUAAUUAACUUUCUGUCAUUUGAAAACAGUCAGUUGACAGGCUCAUUUUCGUAUUGUUUCUUGCUAAUAUAUGUAUAUUUUACCUUUUUAAAGUAUACGGUGUUAACUGUGUCUGAACAGAAACAAAUAUCUUUGCUCUAUAUAUUGUAUUAAAAAACAAACAAACCUGUUAACUGUUGGUUUUUGUUCUUUUUUAUGUUGUUUUUGAAAUGUUCUCCUAGCAGGCAUAUACCUGAUUCUGCACAACAGGAACUUGCCCUUUUGAGUUGAGGAUGUUUCUUAUUUGUCUUGGAUUUUCCCCAAAUAUUUUUUGUCUUUUAUGAAUUUUUUUUUAGGCUGUACAUACUUUCCGAAAAGUACUGACGCCUGAGCCUGGCAGAUGUCUUAUAAAAAAGGUUGAGGUAAAAAGGAGGAGUAACAAUCCAUGUGGCAGCUCCACACUUAACUCGCUAAUUUCCACAACCAAAACUGUCUGUCUACACUGCAGUCAGUUUCUCUAACCACAGGGCUUCUCUACUUCUGAGCUUUUCAGAUCUGGUGCUCCAACUGCUGUGCCCUCUGGCUACUCUCUUUGUAUAGCACAUUGAAAAAGAGAUUCAUGACUGGCUGGCUGACUAUUCUCACUGCAUUUGAUUGAACAUAGAAAAAUUAGCAUGAUGCUGGCACUAAAUAAAAUGCCUAUGUCUGCAGAUUUUGGGUUAUCAUGUAUUUCUCAUAAGAAGAAACUGUCCUUUGUGUACCGAACCCUUCUGACUUCUGGCUAUAGUAGGUCAGAGAGGCUGCGAUUUAGAUUAAUGGGAAACUUGCAGUGCCCUUCACUGGGGGGGGGGGGUGCUUAACUUCUGCAUUUGUUAUUUAUGAGCUUUGGAGGUUUGUUUUUUUGUUAAUGAGCCACUUUGCCUCAUUCAGUGUUCAAAAGGUCCUAAGUCAGUGGCGGUUUUAAGUGUAAAGCUCCAGUGUGUUUUUUGAUAAGUCAAGUAGUUUGUUGCCUGGCAAAGAGGAAGAAAAAUUUGUAAGUUUCCUUGUAAAAAAGUGUGUGUGUGUCUAUAUAUAUAUAUAUAUAUAUAUAUAUAUAUAUAUAUAUAUAUAUAUAUAAACAACAAUGUUUUGUGAACUGGAACUACUCUUGUGAAAUGUACUUUGCAAAAAUUUGAAACAGGUUUUUAGUUAACAAUGAUUCGAUGAGAUCAGAGAAACAUUAAUGUGAAUGAGUUGAAAGAUUUUAGACAAGCACAUUCAUUACGGUUUCCAAUUCGUUUGCCAAAAAAAUAAUAAAAAUGGCUAAAUCCACUUGCAGUCUAUGAAACAGCUACCUGUGACACUAUACAAUGAGAUACCUCCUUUUCCUGUGUCAAGUUCAUAGGAUUCUUUGAAGGAAUGCUGCCAUCUUAAAAAGUGAUACUGAUUUUUCAGAAAGCUUGACGGAAGGGGUAGUUAGAUGGGAGGCUGUUAUGGACUUGUAGUUAAAAACGGAUGACAGGAGGAACAAGCAGACAUGUUUUAGUUGUUCUUUUAGUUUAAUCAAAUCAAAAAUCAGUGUAGGCAAUAGUGGAUACAAAUUUAACACAAAUUGGUUCAAAAGGUGUAGUUAUGGACAGUCAACUUCAUGACACGUUAUAAUUCAUUAGCACCUUCUUCUAACCAGACACAUUGAAUGCAUUUUAAGGCAGUAGAAUUUUAUUCCAAUUGAGAUUUCUAGUUUUUACUUCAUAUGCACACUGUAGUUGGCAUUGGCUUGGUAGUGUGCUUCAUUCCCAGCAUCUCUAGUUUAGACAGAUUUACAGGUCCAGUCAAUGGGCUAGACUGCUCCCGCUCAGGUGCUUUUAUCGAGUUGCGGUCCCAGUGGAAAGUCUAUAUAAAUCUUACAACUGUUCAGAAAAGUUAAGACAAACUUUGUACAGCCAGAGAUUAUCUGUAUUGCUAAAAAUUGUAUUUUUUAGAAAAUAAAGUAAUU
Molecule: messenger RNA, 4836 nt
Organism: Polyodon spathula (Mississippi paddlefish)
Lineage: Eukaryota; Metazoa; Chordata; Actinopteri; Acipenseriformes; Polyodontidae
Product: ecto-NOX disulfide-thiol exchanger 2-like
Exons: 19
Coding region: 476-2617 (713 amino acids)
Biological process (GO): ultradian rhythm
Cellular component (GO): external side of plasma membrane; plasma membrane
Molecular function (GO): RNA binding; protein-disulfide reductase activity
Source: RefSeq, a predicted model, not a curated record